Ilex paraguariensis (yerba mate) is the source of this 693-nucleotide messenger RNA. The record is from the annotation of a GenBank genome assembly. Lineage: Eukaryota; Viridiplantae; Streptophyta; Magnoliopsida; Aquifoliales; Aquifoliaceae.
AUGGAAGCUGCCAAUGAUGGCCAUGCCUCCAAGAAUUCAGGGCAAACAAUGGAGAAAAAAGGCUGUCCAGCUAAAGGAGAACAAGCAAAGUCACCUGAAAAGCAUCAGACAAAGAAAGAAGUAAAUGAACCAAGAUCUGAAGAUGAGCUGAAAAUGGAUGACUCUCCAGUGAUGGGCCUUCUGACAGUAAACAAAUCAACCAGCUCUGUACAGGAGGAAAUUGAAGGCAUUGAAAAGAAAGAAGUUCCCAGUGAGAGCACAAUAAAAAAGGCCAUUCAGAAAAGAGGAGCUUAUUUUAAAGCUAAUUCCGAGUAUGUUACUGUAUCUUCUGAAUUGCUGAUUGAUCUACCUCUAAUUUUUAUCCUCCUUUUUGUUGGCGACAUCCUUGUUGCUACUGUGUGUAUUUACAUGAAAUUGUAUGGGUACUGUCCAUCUCUCCUGUGGUUCAGGGAAAUUACUAUGGCCAGAGUUCGCCGCCUUCUGGAGGAAGAUCUUGAACUUAAUAAAAAUACUCUUGAUCCUUUUAAGAAGCUAAUAACUGAGCAAGUAGAAAAGGAGAGGUAUCGACAUUUUCUUGAUGGAGUGGAUGUGACAGCUCAUAAGCUGAAGAAAGAUUUUGACUUUUCUGGUUUAGGUGAUCAACUUGAAGUGGGUGAUCCCUCUCCAGAACUAUUUACUGGAUUCUGGACAUAA